GCUCUAUCGUGCUCAGAUGAUGAGCUGCUGCCCUCAGACGAUGAGUGUCCCCCCAGCCGAGAUCAGCCCACCUCCGUUUUGAGAUCAAAAGCGAUGACGGCUUCAGUGUGGAGGCAGACAGCGUAGAGGAGGCCUGGAGGGCAGUGAUAGACUGUGUCCAGGAGGCGCGGGCAGGGGCCAGGCUUCGGCAGCUGUCCUUCUCUGGGAUGACAGGUGCCCGUAUGCUGGGCCUGCUCCACGACACAGUGGUCUUCCUGGUGGAGCAGCUCCAGGGGGCCCGCCGCUGCCAUAGCCACGCCUUCCGCUUCUUUAAACAGAUCAGCCAAGAGGAGGACCUGCCUGUCAACCCCUCUGGAUGCGCCCGCUCUGAGGUCUACCUCAGGAAGUCCACCUUCGACAUGUUCAACUUCCUGGCUUCCCAGCACUGCCAGCUGCCUGACAUCAACCCCUACGAUGAGGAAGAAGAUGAAGUCCCACUCAAAUCCACAAGACGUGCCACUAGCUUGGAGCUCCCCAUGGCCAUGCGCUUCAGACAUCUGGAGAGGACAUCUAAGGAGGCUGUAGGCGUGUACAGGUCUGCUAUCCACGGCCGAGGUCUGUUCUGCAAGAGGAACAUCGAUGCUCAGGAGAUGGUCAUCGAGUAUGCCGGCAUCGUCAUUCGCUCAGUGCUCACAGACAAGCGGGAGAAGUACUACGAUGGCAAGGGUAUCGGCUGCUACAUGUUCCGUAUCGAUGACUUUGACGUGGUGGACGCCACCAUGCAUGGCAAUGCGGCGCGCUUCAUCAACCACUCGUGCGAGCCCAACUGCUACUCGCGCGUCAUCAACGUGGAGGGCCAGAAGCACAUCGUCAUCUUCGCCCUGCGCAAGAUCUCGGGCGAGGAGCUCACCUACGACUACAAGUUCCCCAUCGAAGACCCAGCAAGCAAGCUCAACUGCAACUGCGGGGCCCGGAAAUGCAGACGCUUCCUCAACUAGGGGCAGGAGGAGGACGUGGUACUGCCACAGUCUCUGCAGGGGGAACAAGGCACAAGGGAAUGGGGUGUGAGCAGAGGCAACAGGGGAAGACCGAGGUUAAAAUCCUUAAAUUAAGGUUUUACUGAGUUGGGAGGUGGGUGAAGAGAAAAUACAGGAAAGGAUGAGCCACUACGAAGAGACUGGGAGAGGGGCCAGGAGAUGGGGAGCAAGAGUGAAGAGGAGCACCACACAGAGACAUGCAUCCAUAAGCUCACAUUGACUUCUAACCAAUAUGCACUUGCCAAGGGUUGGACAAGUUCACCACAGGAAAGGGUGGAAGUAGCUACCGUUAUAGUGUGGGUUUUUUCUUGAGAACAGGAACCCUGC
Oncorhynchus tshawytscha (Chinook salmon) is the source of this 1343-nucleotide messenger RNA. RefSeq names its product histone-lysine N-methyltransferase 2B-like. Gene Ontology annotation, biological process: positive regulation of DNA-templated transcription. The record is from RefSeq and is a predicted model, not a curated record. Lineage: Eukaryota; Metazoa; Chordata; Actinopteri; Salmoniformes; Salmonidae. Gene Ontology annotation, molecular function: protein binding; histone H3K4 methyltransferase activity. Gene Ontology annotation, cellular component: nucleus; histone methyltransferase complex.